GACAGAGCUCCCUGCUCAGGUGCCCUGGGAGGGACCCUUUCCUGAGGCCGGAAGUGGCGGUUUCCAGGCGUCUUUCUAAACUUCUUGGACCUGGAGGUGGUGCCUACUGGUUACCUGUAUGGAAGGCUGUAAUUUUCCACUGUUCUCUGGAGGACCCGGAAAUCUCUCGAUGUUGUCACCGCUGUAUUUUUUUUAAGACGUUUGUGAAAUUUCAACUUGGAAGACAGAUUCAACGUGUACUUUGCAGGAAGGGGGAAGCCUGCCUGGGCACGCCUCUUAGAUGCUGGCCUGGGCUGAGAGGUCUCCUGAUCCCGCCAGAAGUGGCACCUGGAUGCCAACCAUCCUUGGGGAUGAGCCUCUGUGGUAUUGGACUCCUUGGUGACAACCUCAGCAAGAUCCUGGACCGGGCCAGAGGAUCUGCGCUGUGGAGGCCUGCCCAUUCUCAAAAGCUGGAUCUGGCUCCCCGGCACCUGGUACCCAGACCUGGGUCUGCGGAGAGGCCAGGGUUCUCACCGCCAAGGUCCCAUCUGAUGCCCAGGGUGAAGGAGUCUCGCUCCCACGAGUCCCUGCUCAGCCCCAGCAGCGCGGUGGAGGCGCUGGACCUCAGCAUGGAGGAGGAGGUGGUCAUCAAGCCCGUGCACAGCAGCAUCCUGGGCCAGGACUACUGCUUCGAGGUGACAACAUCGUCAGGAAGCAAGUGCUUCUCCUGCCGGUCAGCAGCCGAGCGGGAUAAGUGGAUGGAGAACCUGCGGCGAGCAGUGCACCCCAACAAGGACAACAGCCGGCGUGUGGAGCACAUCCUGAAGCUGUGGGUGAUCGAGGCCAAGGACCUGCCGGCCAAGAAGAAGUACCUGUGCGAGCUGUGCCUGGACGAUGUGCUCUACGCCCGCACCACGGGCAAGCUCAAGACGGACAACGUCUUCUGGGGCGAGCACUUUGAGUUCCACAACCUGCCGCCCCUGCGCACCGUCACCGUCCACCUGUACCGGGAGACCGACAAGAAGAAGAAGAAGGAGCGCAACAGCUACCUGGGCCUGGUGAGCCUGCCCGCCGCCUCGGUGGCCGGGCGGCAGUUCGUGGAAAAGUGGUACCCAGUGAUGACGCCCAACCCCAAGGGCGGCAAGGGCCCCGGACCCAUGAUCCGCAUCAAGGCGCGCUACCAGACCAUCAGCAUCCUGCCCAUGGAGAUGUACAAGGAGUUUGCCGAGCACAUCACCAACCACUACCUGGGGCUCUGCGCAGCCCUCGAGCCCAUCCUGAGCGCCAAGACCAAGGAGGAGAUGGCGUCGGCCCUGGUGCACAUCCUCCAGAGCACGGGCAAGGUGAAGGACUUCCUGACUGACCUGAUGAUGUCAGAGGUGGACCGCUGCGGGGACAACGAGCACCUCAUCUUCCGGGAGAACACGCUGGCCACCAAGGCCAUCGAGGAGUACCUCAAGUUGGUGGGCCAGAAGUAUCUGCAGGACGCGCUAGGCGAGUUCAUCAAAGCGCUGUAUGAGUCAGACGAGAACUGCGAGGUGGACCCGAGCAAGUGCUCGGCCGGUGACCUUCCCGAGCACCAGGGCAACCUGAAGAUGUGCUGUGAACUGGCCUUCUGCAAGAUCAUCAACUCCUACUGUGUCUUCCCACGGGAGCUGAAAGAGGUGUUCGCCUCGUGGCGGCAAGAGUGCAGCAGCCGCGGCCGGCCGGACAUCAGCGAGCGGCUCAUCAGCGCCUCCCUGUUUCUGCGCUUCCUCUGCCCGGCCAUCAUGUCGCCCUCGCUCUUCAACCUGCUGCAGGAGUACCCCGAUGACCGCACUGCCCGCACCCUCACCCUCAUCGCCAAGGUUACCCAGAACCUGGCCAACUUUGCCAAGUUUGGCAGCAAAGAGGAGUACAUGUCGUUCAUGAACCAGUUCCUGGAGCACGAGUGGACCAACAUGCAGCGCUUCCUGCUGGAGAUCUCCAACCCGGAGACCAUCUCUAACACCGCCGGCUUCGAGGGCUACAUCGACCUGGGCCGCGAGCUGUCCAGCCUGCACGCGCUGCUCUGGGAGGCCGUCAGCCAGCUGGAGCAGAGCAUCGUAUCCAAACUGGGGCCCCUGCCUCGAAUCCUGAGGGACGUCCACACGGCACUGAGCACCCCGGGCAGUGGGCAGCUCCCAGGGACAAAUGACCUGGCCUCCACGCCUGGCUCUGGCAGCAGCAGCAUCUCGGCCGGGCUGCAGAAGAUGGUGAUCGAGAAUGAUCUCUCUGGUCUGAUAGAUUUCACCCGGUUACCGUCUCCAACCCCCGAAAACAAGGACUUGUUUUUUGUCACAAGGUCCUCCGGGGUCCAGCCAUCACCUGCCCGCAGCUCGAGUUACUCGGAAGCCAACGAGCCUGAUCUUCAGAUGGCCAACGGUGGCAAGAGCCUGUCCAUGGUGGACCUCCAAGACGCCCGCACGCUGGAUGGGGAGGCGGGCUCCCCAGCGGGCCCCGACGCUCUCACCACCGAAGGGCAGAUGCCUGCAGCUCAGCUGUUGGCUGGGUGGCCCGGCUGGGCUGGCCCCGGAGCCCGGCUGCGGCAGCAGUCCUCCUCCUCCAAGGGCGACAGCCCCGAGCUGAAGCCUCGAGCGGUGCACAAGCAGGGCCCUUCACCUGUGAGCCCCAAUGCCCUGGACCGCACAGCUGCUUGGCUCUUGACCAUGAACGCACAGUUGUUAGAAGACGAGGGACUGGGCCCAGAUCCCCCCCACAGGGAUAGGCUAAGGAGUAAGGAGGAGCUCAGCCAAGCAGAAAAGGACCUGGCAGUGCUGCAGGACAAGUUACGAAUCUCCACCAAAAAGCUGGAGGAGUAUGAGACCCUGUUCAAGUGCCAGGAGGAGACGACGCAGAAGCUGGUGCUGGAGUACCAGGCGCGGCUGGAGGAGGGUGAGGAGCGGCUGCGGCGGCAGCAGGAGGACAAGGACAUCCAGAUGAAGGGCAUCAUCAGCAGGUUGAUGUCAGUGGAGGAGGAGCUGAAGAAGGACCACGCAGAGAUGCAAGCAGCUGUAGACUCCAAACAGAAGAUCAUCGAUGCCCAGGAGAAGCGCAUCGCCUCCCUGGACGCCGCCAACGCCCGCCUCAUGAGCGCCCUGACACAGCUGAAAGAGAGGUACAGCAUGCAGGCCCGUAACGGCAUCUCCCCCACCAACCCCACCAAAUUGCAGAUUACCGAGAACGGCGAGUUCAGAAACAGCAGCAAUUGUUAACCUGCCCGAGGAGAGGGAGGACUGUGGUGGCCCAGGGCCGGGCCUCGGCCUGGGGAGGAGCACCCCACAGUUGCAGCCCCAGCGCGGGGGGCAAGAGGCCGAGGCUCGUCUCCCGUGCCCUCCGUCCACGGUCCCGGAGGCGGCCACAGAGGGAGCCGAGAGAGACUGACGCAGCGGGAGCCCUCUCUCUUCUGCCCAAGAAGCGUGUUGGGUUCAGGCGAAGAGACUGCACGCGGGGAGUGGGACAGCCUGGCGGGAGCGGGGGCGGCCAAAACCUGUCUCCGUUGAUUAUUGAAUUUGGUGUGUGUCACCUCUCCUUCUUGACCUGGCCAAGUGCAUGUACCCCUCGCGCUCCCCAAGGAGGGAGCUGCCCGGAGGGGUGGGGGGGUUAAAGAGCUGGGGCCCAGGCUCCCUGGCAGCCAGGCCCCUCCCUGUGGGCCCUGCCCUGCAGUUUCAGGAGCUGACAGGUGGGGGGGUGGGGAGGAUGGAGCUGCCUGAGGUCCGUGUCCCCUGCCCAGCUCUGAGCACCUGCCACUGCAUGCAGCCUGUCGGGGACCCUGCUGUGAGGAACCGAGGAUCACCCAGACCUGUCCCCACAUUCCCGCCGCCUCCUCCCUCCCUCCCUCCUUAUUCUGCCAAAAAGACCCAGGGAGGCUCCGUCUGUCCUCUGGACCCUCGCACCUGUGGGCCUUUGCCCCGCAUCAGAGCCUCCGCCCGGGCCAAUGUCUGGGGCUCCCAAAGCCAAAGACCUGGGCAGCGUUGGCCCAGCAGCACUGCUUGCCCUCCUGUGGCCCUGCAGGGAGUGGCCGCUGGGGCCCAUCCUGAGAGAAAGGCUGAGCUCUAGGGUUAAAGAAUUCUAAUGCCCACAACCCUGGGCAGGCGGAUAACUGUGAUUUCUUUUCCUUUCGCAGUAUGCAUUAGAAACAAAAGCCCGCUCGCUCGCUUGCUGGAACACAGGGGCCUUUUAAAUUGAGUGUGCGCACUGCAUGGGAAAUAGCGGCCCUGGAGGAUGUUAGACUUGCUCCCUCUCCAA
This is a messenger RNA of Myotis brandtii (Brandt's bat), 4245 nucleotides long. It is a transcript of the gene DAB2IP, whose product is annotated as DAB2 interacting protein. Gene Ontology annotation, biological process: regulation of GTPase activity. The record is from RefSeq and is a predicted model, not a curated record. NCBI's taxonomy places the organism in Eukaryota, Metazoa, Chordata, Mammalia, Chiroptera, Vespertilionidae. The transcript is spliced from 15 exons. Bases 351 to 3212 code for a protein of 953 amino acids.